Molecule: messenger RNA, 4018 nt
Organism: Polyodon spathula (Mississippi paddlefish)
Lineage: Eukaryota; Metazoa; Chordata; Actinopteri; Acipenseriformes; Polyodontidae
Product: AT-rich interactive domain-containing protein 5B-like
Exons: 10
Coding region: 150-2807 (885 amino acids)
Biological process (GO): regulation of transcription by RNA polymerase II
Cellular component (GO): nucleus
Molecular function (GO): transcription cis-regulatory region binding
Source: RefSeq, a predicted model, not a curated record
CCUCUGUGGCCACACCUAUAUCCUGCCCUAUUUUAACAAAAAAAGAAAAAGACGCGUUUUGUUCGAUGCGGCAUUUGUUUGUUUCCCAGCGAGAACCCGGCUGUGUAAUUUGAUAGCGGCGAGGGGGGGUAAGGGAAUGCUGGGCAGCAAUGGAGCGGAGUGCGGUCCAGUGGCAGGGCUCUCCGUGCUGCACUCGUGGCACGUAUGCUUUCUACAAGUCGUUCAGUUGCCGUGGCGCCGUGGCUGCGAGGUGUCCGGCUGCGUGGAGUCUCGGAGAGUUCUACUUCGUGCGCUGUGGGCCGAAGGAGCCUGUGUGCCUCGCCGAGCUCACGCUGCUCUGGGAGGACCAGGCACAGCAUCACCUGCUGGCCAGCGCCAGACUCUACUUCCUCCCGGAGGACACACCCAAGGGCCGGUCAGGCGAGCACGGAGAGGACGAGGUGCUUGCUGUUUCUAAGAAAAUCGUGAUCCGGGUGGAGGACCUGGUGAAGUGGGCGUGUCAGGAGCCGUCCGGCUGGAAACGGAGCACUCGGGAGAACAGCACCCCCAACAGCAUCGGGAUACUGCUGUCCGGCCAGCCACAGGGGGCCAGCGUCCAGUCUGCGGACACUGCCCAAGGUGUGAGUGUGAAGGUGCUGAGCUAUCUGCAGUAUUGUCGAUUCCGCUCCAUGCACAAACGCAUGCAGGGUGUCGCACACGCCUCAAGCCUCAAGGACCCGCAUCUGUUGGCCCUGGGUGGGAUCCGGGUGACCAAUCACAACACCAGGAUUCUAUACUGCCGGGACACGUUCAACCACCCAACGCUAGAGAGCAACACCAGCAUCUGGACUGAGUUUGGAUGCACUUCUUUGAGCAUGAAGGGAAGACCCCGUAAGAGAAAAGGAAGGGAGGGGAGAGGGGCGGAGCUUGGAACACCUGACCAAUCGGAGGCCUGGAUAGAGAGAAUGAAGGACACGGUGACAGGCAGUGUGGAGGAGCAGCAGGACUGGGGGGCUCUGGGGGGGCAGUGGCUCCCCCAGCCUGAGGAGCAGCACUUUCUGGAGCAGCUGUACAGCUUCAUGAGGGACCGCAGCACUCCCAUCUGCAAGGUCCCGCACCUGGGCUUCAAGAAGAUCGAUCUCUUCCUUUUGUAUUCAGUUGUCAGAACAAUGGGUGGAUAUGAAACAGUGACGGAGCAGAAGCUGUGGAAACACGUUUACAACGAGCUGGGUGGGAGUCCUGGGAGCACCAGCGCUGCCACCUGCACCCGGAGACACUACGAGAGGCUGAUCCUGGCGUACGAUCGCUAUUUGAAGGGAGUUGAACAGCCUGUCCCCCUCCCUAAACCCCGGGCUGGAGCAGCAGCCAACGAGAAAGGGAAGCAGGCGAAAAGACCCGCAGCAGAGCCCCCCCAGAAAGCAAAGAAGGAUCCCAUGGUGGUCAAGCAUGUGGAGGUGAAGGUGAAUGGAAGACAGAAACGGGCGAGACGAAGAGCGGGGAGCACUUCGAAAGACAGCAGCAAGCAGAGUGUCAGAAUGAAGCAGGGCCAGGGACGGGAACCAGACUCUAGUGCAGGCGUGAGGAUACAGGACCUGGAGACGAGCUCCAGCCCUGCCCUGGGGGUGCUGGCCCUGGGCCUGCAGGACGACAGUAUCCCCCCUCUCGCUGCCCUGCAGAAGCUGCACCCUGCAGUGGGGGGCUUCUCCCUGCCACAGGGCCUCUCCCCCCUUGACGUUCUCAGAAGCCGACUUGGAUUGGGGCCUUCUUCAGAGGGCCCUGGGUCUGUCUCUCAGGAGCCCAGAAAGACACUCGUCCUCUUUCAGCCUACUGUUGGAGAUGGCAAGGUCAGCAGUACCCCAGGUAAGGAGCCAGGAGCCCCAAAUCCAGCGCUGAAACCCCACGGAGCCCCCCUGGCUGCCAGCCGGGGCAGGUUCCCCAUGGCUCCCCUCAGGAUCAUCCCCCUGGACAUUGACUGCAGCCUGCAGGUUCAGCAGCUCAUGAAGAGCUCUCUGGGCCACGCUCAGCUCAGCUGCUUCACCAAGAAGCUGUCAGAGGCGCUGGCCCAGGACUUGAGCAAGACUCCGGGGCCCAGGGAUUCCGUGCCGAACACUGAGGAGCAACAAGCAGUCCCUCUCAACCUGAGCAAGCGAGCCCAGGUGAAAAGGCCAGCUGACUGUGCAGAACCCCCACCUCUCUCUCCCUACCAGCCCAGCCUCCUGCACUCCUCCUAUCCACUCUACACCCCCCAGCCCAGCCAGGCCAACACGGCCAAGAAACUCAAAGCCGAGCCAGGCCCUCAAGAGCAGACUCCUGCUGUGGGACAGAAUGGCAAACUGCGGUCAAACCCUGCUGAAGCUGAAGAGCAGCCUGCAGAUCUGAGCUCACCCAGACGGGCCAGAGCAGCACUCCGAGACGGGGAGAAAAGAGCAGGUGAGCCAGGCUUGAAUCUCUUGAGCAGGCCCGCAUCCUUAACGCUAAUUCCGCAGGGGGAAGGCCCAUCAGAAAUGCAGGAAAGUGGCGAGCCAGCGCCCAUUUCUGCCUUGUCGGAAGAAUGGCUGUCUGCUGGAGAACCAUGCACUGGCUCCCCCGCUCUGCAGCAUGCUUUACCCACGAGACCCAGCUCACGAGGGAGCGUGGCAGCUGGGUCCGAGGAGCAGGGGGAGGCCAGCCCCGCAGCCUAUCCCUUGUAUCUCUUCCGGGGGAGGCAGGUUCAACUGGGAGCCGACUGCCUGAAGCAGGUGAGCUCGGAGAUGAGCGCACUGCUCAGCACCGCGUCUGAGGCCCUGCAGAACCAGCACUCCUGGACCCUGGCGCCACAUGGCCGCUGAUGGACUUACAGACUCUCCUAACCAUAAACUGUUUAAAGUCUUAUCACAAGGUUCCCGUGGAGUACAUAGGGCAGUCAGGGAGCUCCCACCGUUAACAAUCACCUACUUUUCUUUGACUUGGUGCCUUUGAAGGUGGUGCUGUCUGCUAGAAGAGGCGCUGUAUCUGUGUAGUACGUACGUGUAUAUCUCAAACGAGGUUGGCUGGUGCUAUCUCAUUAAACCUGUAGUUCAGUACGUGCUGAAAAAGAAGAGGCCAGUACUGUAUUAGAGGCAACUAUGGCUGGGUUCAAUACUUGACUGUUAUGUGUUCUAAUUGAUAGUUAUUUAAGGUAUCAUAAUCGUUCUUUGCCGAGAAAGUCGUUCACUAGAAGAAAGGUGCUUAUUGCCACAAAUAAAAUUGCUGGUGACCUUGAUAAAGUUUAGGAAUGAUAGUGUUCUUGUUUGGAACUUGCACGGGUCAUUGCACAAAUCCAAUUCCCAUAUAUAUGUAUAUAAUAUAUCAUAGUUAGCAUAAUGCAAUUAGGUAGUAUUUGUAUUAGGAUAAUCAUUUUUUAUUCCAUUUAAAUGUUUAUAAUGAUGAGACAGUAAGGGUUGCUUAAUAAGCUGUAAAGUAUAUUGCUGUAUUCUGUGUAUCGCAGCACCACGUGAAUGUGAGGGAAUAGGAGCUUUGAAGAGUGCUGUAUAAUUUGCUGGUGAUCUCACAGUUUCACUGCUCAAGUAACGUUUGAAUCCCGGUCCGGCAGUUCCAAGGCAGACAGUCCUCUCCAGCAGCAGCAGGCUCUAUUCAGUGCUGUGUGCUGGGUGUACGUGUGUGAAUAAUGUUCCAUUGCUAUUUAUUAUUGUCUACUGUUUUGUAAACUGAUGCCCAUACUAACAGGAGUGGCUCCAUUUGAGUGAUCCUUUUCUUUUAAAUGUUCAGGUGCUGUGUAACUCUGAAAGGGCUUGUGGGGGGAGGUUGUGCUGUUUCAGGAACCCCUCAUUCCUCUUUGAAAUGUUGCUGUUUUUAUGGAUUUAUUUUUGAAUUGUAUAAUAAUAAUACUUUCUGGAAUCCUAAAGCUAACUGAGAGCAAAGGAUUCUGGAAUGUAAAUGUUUUAAAUACAGUUACCACUGCCAUGUCUACCAGAUUUUAUAUAUUUCAAUCUCCGGAUGUUCUGAAAUGUACUACAAUGCAUUGUUUAUAAAAACAAAUUAUAAUUAACUUCAAAAUAAA